AUGAUUGAAGACGAGAUCAACCGUGGGCUUAUAACAAUAGUGGUGUCUGCAGGUGGGGGAUGGAAAGUUGAAGGGGCGAAGGAGAGGUUGAGGCGGAGAGGGCUGUCAUUGGCCCGCGCUAGCUCCAGCUUUCUCCAAAGGGCCACGCCGCAUCUUUGCCCGAUAAACAAAGUACACAAGUCCUCGAGCCACGACACAACUCUUUGCUGCUUACGACGAUAUUCACCAAUAUACUUGACUACUGCUCUCAUGGCUUCCAACAAGGUACCGGUCUAUUCGACCAAUGAUCUCAAGUCCACCAGUGACGAUGCGCUUCUUCCUUAUCUGACCAAUCUGCCUGCACCCUACGCUUUCACUCCCGAUCACUCGAAAUCAAACAUCCGCUUCGUGGUUGGUUACAGCGCCGUCGCAAUCGCAGGCUUCACAUUCUAUGCAGACCGUACCCUUGGCUGGGAAGCAACAACAUCCCCUUGGAUCAUCGCUGCUGUAGCGACAUACUUUAUUCUGAACACAUUCCUUACAUACUGGAUCUGGGCCGUCGAGGCUGGCGAGGUAUACUCUGGCAAGAGAAAGACAGGCGAGACGAUAUCUGUUUCUUCGUCCGCUCAAAAAUUCUCCAGCAUUUACAAGUUGCACGUCGUCUAUAAAUCUGCCGCUGGGAAAGUUCUACAGGAUAAGCGCUACGAAGCGCCGUUCACCACUUGGUUCUCUGCAGAAGGCAUAUUCCACCCUGAGCCUUUCCGCAGCUGGGUUGCUAGUGAAAUUGAUGUUUUGAGGUUGGCGGCCAAGCAGACUGAAAAGAAGUCUGGCUGA
Messenger RNA from Penicillium brevicompactum, 813 nucleotides. Its product is annotated as signal peptidase complex subunit 2. The transcript is spliced from 3 exons. Bases 1 to 813 code for a protein of 270 amino acids. Gene Ontology annotation, biological process: protein targeting to ER. Lineage: Eukaryota; Fungi; Ascomycota; Eurotiomycetes; Eurotiales; Aspergillaceae. The record is from RefSeq and is a predicted model, not a curated record. Gene Ontology annotation, cellular component: signal peptidase complex; membrane.